UUCAAAUUCGAUAAAGAGCGGGAAGUGCAAACAAAGGAAACUGAAUCGCUUGUGGGAGGGUCAUCUUCAAACACGAGACUGUGGGCGGGAAACACUUUCAUUGGCUCUCUAUCUGACCCGUCAAACUAUGAGCUGACCAAUAGAAACAUUUUAUAGGUUCGGCCGACGAAGACACGCAAUCAGACAACAGGCUCCGUUACGCUAAACAUUUGCAUGUGGGAGUGAAUAAAUACCACAGCGACGAAACUCUUCAACAUUCAUCAUUUUCUCAUCUGUGAAGAAGCAUCAUGCCUGAACCAGCCAAACCCGCGCCCAAGAAGGGCUCUAAGAAGGCCGUCACCAAGACCGCCGUUAAGGGAGGAAAGAAGCGCAGAAAGUCCAGGAAGGAGAGUUACGCCAUCUACGUGUACAAAGUGCUCAAGCAGGUCCACCCCGACACCGGCAUCUCUUCCAAGGCGAUGGGCAUCAUGAACUCUUUCGUCAACGACAUCUUCGAGCGCAUCGCCGGUGAGUCGUCUCGUCUCGCGCACUACAACAAGCGCUCCACCAUCACGUCGAGAGAGAUCCAGACCGCCGUGCGUCUGCUGCUGCCCGGUGAACUCGCCAAACACGCCGUGUCCGAGGGCACCAAAGCCGUCACCAAGUACACCAGCUCCAAGUAAAGCGCCGCUUUCAUCCGCCGCACACAAAGGCUCUUUUAAGAGCCACACACUUAAUCCUUUAAAAGAGAUUCUUGUUAUUGUAAGCAUUUACUGUGUUUGUGUAUUAUGAUUUAAAUUAUGACGCGUAUAAAAUGGCAACCAACCAUUUUAUCAUAAAGAAAUCAUGUUUAAAAGUAAAUAUAAGGUUUGACUUUAGUUAUUGUUGCACGAUUAUCGCAGAAGGUGGCGGUAUUGUACCGGAUAUAAACUAUCAGAGUUCGGUCUUCAGCUGCUUUAAGGCUGAAAUACACUACAAGACUUUUGCUCAGUUUUCAGUCUGGACUUGUUACAGAAAGUCUGUGUCAGUCUGCAGAUUUGAUCAGUUUGUGUGUUUUUAUCUGAAACUUUAAUAAAGUCUGAAAGUGUUUGA
Molecule: messenger RNA, 1071 nt
Organism: Triplophysa dalaica
Lineage: Eukaryota; Metazoa; Chordata; Actinopteri; Cypriniformes; Nemacheilidae
Product: histone H2B-like
Exons: 1
Coding region: 288-662 (124 amino acids)
Cellular component (GO): nucleosome
Molecular function (GO): protein heterodimerization activity; DNA binding; structural constituent of chromatin
Source: RefSeq, a predicted model, not a curated record